AUGGCUUCAGAUGGACCGCCACGUCGACAACGCAAGAGUGUUAUCUCCUUUUCUACAUCCAAUAUUGGAAAUUUAUCAUCACGGGGCUUAGGAGCAGCCUCAUUAACUUCACCUUCGCAAUUAGUUCUUGGAUGCUCGACUGGAAAAUUGGUUCGCACAACACUAGUUAAUUCAUCCUCAAACAUUGAAGGUCGGCAUUCUCCAAAGUCACCGACCCCUCGAUCCAAGCUUCCAUCGCUUGAACGGCGGCGAACAACAGUGAAUCAUACAAACCGCGCACUUGGAGAUAUAUCGUCUUUACCUUUAUCUGCAAAUCCACCUCUAUUUGCGGCCGUUACAACACCACGUCGCGCCCUAUCAAGUAUAGCAACGAUGGUAGCUGGUGAGCCACCAGCAGCUACACAAGGGAUCAAUUCAUCUGUUGACGACUGGAACAAAUUUGGAGCCAACUUGCAAAGAGAAGCUUCUAAUUUACCACCGAUAAGCCCAACUGUUGCUACUGCCGCACAAACAAUUUCGGUGUCAAAUCCAACCAAGUCCAAAUUUGGCACAUCUAUUAACUACAAUACCAAUAUGGGGGGCAAGCAAGUACCAUAUGCACAAAGUCCAGCAACGCCUGCAGGAGAAGCCUUGCCUACAACUAAUUCCGAAUUUCCUGCAAACACCGAUGCAGAUAAACAACAAUGGAAAGCUGCUGUCAAAGCAAAUCAUCCAACUUCUAAUCCCUUCAACUUGAGUAUUCCAGAUCGAGUACAUCGCCGCAAUCCAAGCCUAGAAAACAGUGGAAUGUUGUCGAAAGACAGUCAUUUUGACGAAAUGGCUCUAUCGAAUUCCGCAAACGCUUAUAAGCGCAUGGUUGAAACUGUGGAAAAGGCAAACAAAGUUGAAAGUCAAGGAAGUUUGAUAAUUUUGGGUGGAUCUACUACAAUGACUGUUGUUAAAAAUCCAUUUUCUGGACCGCCUGUGACUGUGGAUAUGGAUCCAAAUUUCGAUGCUAAUUUUGCUGAGAUGAUGGCAACUUUGGAGAAUUCUAUACCUGACGGGUCAACUGAUGCGAGGAAUACAGGUGGUCAUAAAUCUACACAAUCAUCGAAGAUGAGUACGCAAAUGCGGCAAGGUUUCCGAAAUCUAUCUCCUAAUGGAUACCAUAUGGAUUCUGAUUCCGAAACCUCCACUCGAUCUAUAAAUAAUUCUAUGAGGGAGGCAAAUCUUAUGAGCUCUGGAAACCAAACUGGCAGAAUGGCAUCUUCAAGAAUGGAGGUGAGCACACAGGAUCUUUCUUCUGUAUCUCAAAUGGAUUCUGGUUUUCAAACAUCGAUGCAAUCUAUGAACCACUCUACAACUCAGCAGAUUAUGAAGAAUAGUGGUAAUCAGGCUGAGGAGAUAUCAUCAAGAGGUCAAAAUAUGGCCGACGCUUCUCUCGGUGUUGACCUACAAAAAGGUACACAUAGAUCUCAAUCUAGUGGUAAAGGAAAUAUAGCGAACAUCAGCGGUUGUCGUAUCAGUCGAGAGCGUGAUAUAUCACCUACAGAUCCAUUUCGAGUAUCGCCGUGGGAAUCUGGUUCCACAAAAAGUGUAUGGUCAACAGCAAAUGUGGAUGGAUUCUCAGCUCAAGAAAAUCCAGGAGCAAGUAUUGUUGAAGCUUCACCAAUAAUUCAAGCGAAUUCGAAGACAAACAUGCCUGGGUCGUCAAAUCAAGCACCCUCGACAAAUGCUGGCGGUUAUCCGACUGAAUCAUUCACUGGUAGUAACCCGCGGAAUACUUUAAGUGUACGAGGUGGAUAUAACAUGUCUUUUGUGCCAAAUAUGAGGAGCGACACUUUUGCAACUAAGGUUGGACCAGAUACACAAGCUUUACAAAUGCCUUCCCCUCGACCAGCUAUAAUUCAGAAUGGUACUCCUGUCUAUGGACAUACUCCAAAUAACUCAAUUUCGAAACUUGGUCAAAUGAGCUCGCCAUCAUUAAAUUCAACCAAUCUUCCUGCUCGAUUAGGUAUCGAUUUACGCAGAUCCGCUACGCCUAACCAAUCAAUUAUUAACCCUACUCAUGUGGCCUCGCCAGCAGUAGCAAAUACUCCAGCUAGAUCAACAAGGUCGAAUUCCAUAGUAUUGGCAGCUCCUAAUAUUUCCUUUGAAGAGGUAUCCCCGAAUCCUUUGCAUCCCGCCAGCUUUCAUCGCGACUCUCCUCGUAGUCAGCCAAAUACACCUCUUCUUACAUCACCCAAUCCUCUUCACCCGCCAAGUUUUCAUCACCCUACGCCUCGUGCCGUAUGGCCAACCUUCCAUGUCCCGAUUCCUCCAAAUCCUGCCGAAUGGGGUAGUAUUCCGGGCUACUUUCAACCGGGUCAAAUCUUUAACUCUCAAGGAGAUAUGAAUGUAAAUAUGGAUAUGAGUAUGCAUACCCAAUCCCCGGUUUCUCUCCAAUCGGGUCUACAAUCCCAAUAUAAUAUUAAUGCAGGAGGUGAGCAAAAUGUGCAAAUGCAGCAGCAGUGUCAUGGCCAAGUUCAAAAUAUAAUGACUCAAACAGCACUUGAAAAUCAAGCAAGUGAACGCCCGAACCAGGAAAACCCAGUACCAGCUCCCACUCCACCAUGCUCACCUCCAGGUUCCGGUUGGAAUAAUAUGUUACGCCAGCGUCUCAAUUUAUUUGAAACCCAUCAACCUCUCACUGCGCGGUCCACCGGACAUCUUCGUCGCUUGCAAGUUGCUAAUGAAAUUAGUACUUCACUUCAAUAUUAUGAUCUUAAUAGUCCUAUGCCUUUUGAUGGAAAACGAUCUGCUCCACUCUGGGAGCAUCUAGUCAUGGAGCCUCGACUAAAGAAGACUAUUGAUGUAGAGGGAAAGCAAUUAGCUAUUAACCAGUUGACCAUUGGAGAGAACUUUGAAUGCGACUUUUGUACCGGGAAGCCAAAUUCUUAUGGAAUUGGUCCAUACAGCCAUAAUUUCAAUGAAAUAUGGGGUCCCGCUGGUUGUGAUUGGUGUAGGGAAUGCCAGAAAUCCGGGAAACAUAUUGUUCGUGCUGCUGUUCUGGAGAAGAUGGAUCACAAGGAAAAACGGAGAGGAAAGAGACCAGCGAAAGAUUCAGCUGGUUCCGGUCCAUCACCCAAAAAAUCAACUCAGUCAUCAUGCAGUCGCUCGUCAAUGGAAGGAUCUCGAUUAUCUGUUUCUGCUACUUCGACUAGCUAUGAUCGCUAUGCACCCAUGUCUGAGGAAUCCAAUGUUUUCGGUGACCCCCAAGAGAUAUUCUCUGCAAUCGAUAAUAUCUUAAUCAAUCCCUUCAUGCACAAUCUCAUGUGUCGAGGAUCCGAUCAUCGACAAAUCGACAUGAGCAAGACCAAGAUUUGCGAAAGCUGCAAGAUGAGAAAGUUGCAGAUUAUUACUCAUGGUUGUCAUGACGAGUUUAGUCAUAUCGUUGCGUUGAAUACAGAUGGACAAUGGCAGCUAGGCUAUAGUCGCGGACUGCAGGAUCCGAGCCAGAUGGAUGGAUCUGGGGAUUUGAAUAUUGGGUUGGAUAUCCAUGGUUUUAGUUUUGAUGUUGGUGCGGAUUUGAUGGAUGGUAGUGUUACUUUGGAUGAUAUUAAUUCUAUUGUGGAUCAAGGAUUGAAAGCAGGCGGUAUGAAUUCUGGUGGGAUAUCUACGGGGGUUAUGCAACCGGAUAUGGAUUGGGGAGUAAAUCCCAGCAUGAACUCCAUCGUGAACAUCGACAUGGACUGCACGGCGAGCAACACGGAAUUGUCCUGGGACCAAUCCGGCGGGAAUACCACGUCCUCCGCUACUUUCCCCCUACAACCCCUCACAUCCUCACCUCCAAACUCCAUACAAACCCACAACCACAGCAUCCACAUGAACGGGAAACCUCACGGACCCAUCUCCAAAUUCUGCAUGGUGUGUCCAGCACAAUCUAUUUUCCUCUGCGAUGGGUGUCCCUUAACUUUAUGCGAGAGCUGCAGAUAUCGAUUGAGGGAUUUAUGUAAGGGGUGGUUUAACAAUUUGAUUUAUACAAAUGGGACGAAUCAUAAUCGGAAUGAUGCAUUUCUUUUAAGGUCGGAUGAUGGUGGCUAUCAUGAGUAUGGGAAGUUUUGGCCGGUGCCUCCGCAUGUGAGUCUUUAG
Sclerotinia trifoliorum is the source of this 4110-nucleotide messenger RNA. The record is from the annotation of a GenBank genome assembly. Lineage: Eukaryota; Fungi; Ascomycota; Leotiomycetes; Helotiales; Sclerotiniaceae.